Messenger RNA from Haemonchus placei, 717 nucleotides. NCBI's taxonomy places the organism in Eukaryota, Metazoa, Nematoda, Chromadorea, Rhabditida, Trichostrongylidae. The record is from the annotation of a GenBank genome assembly.
UCGAAAAAAAGGCGGAACUUGAGCGAUGAGAAUGAGGAGGACGGCUCAGUCGAGGGUUAUGGUCGGCGCCCACCAUUUACGAGAUCACACGUCAUCCAAAGGUCCGGUGGAAAAUUCCAUCUGCUUAUUGGUGUUACUGGCAGUGUAGCUGUUAUAAAACUUCACGAACUUAUACAAAAAUUAUAUGAUGCUUGUCCUGAAAACAAACUUGUAAUCAAGGUUCCAGCCACUAAAUCUGCUCUCACGCUUCUAGACACUCAAGAUUUUGAAAUUGAUGAGGUAAUAUAUGAUGAUCGAGACGAAUGGUCAAUGUGGAGAGGUCGUGGCGAUGCUGUCUUACAUAUUGAAUUGAGGAAGUGGGCGGAUGCUAUGCUGAUCGCUCCUUUAGAUGCCAACAGUCUAGCCAAAAUAGCUAUUGGACUUUGUGAUAAUUUAGUUACAUCAAUUGUUCGAGCCUGGGAUCCGAGAAAACCACUUUAUUUUGCCCCUGCAAUGAACACAAUGAUGUGGGAGAGCCCCUUAACCUUUCAGCACAGGAAUACUCUCAAAGAUCUCUUAAGAUAUAAGGAAAUUCCUCCCAUGGAAAAGGAGCUCAUGUGUGGCGAUUCUGGAAUGGGAGCAAUGGCGACCACGCAAAUGAUUGCAACAGUGGUUGCUACCAUAGUUAGAAAUAGAUUUGCUGUAUAUACACCGUGUGAUGCGGAUCCUGAAGAAUAG